AUGCCUUCACGAAAGCCCAGCAAGUAUGGAAACAAGUUCCGGUCCAGCGCGGCAUCAUCAAACCCUCGGCGCGCGAAAACGGUCGACUUUCAUUCCCUCCGCUCUACUGAAGCAACCUCCCAAAAUGAGAAAUUCGAGGCUAUUCGAUUGGCCGACAGCAUCGAUGAAACCCUCGGCUUCCCGCGCUUCGAGUCCGGCGAGACAAGGGCUGGAUGGUUGGUCAACAUGCACAGCACGUCGAUAGAGGAUCCAGACGUGCCUGGCGGCCGUGCUGGCGUCGAUUAUUACUUCUUGCAAGACGAUGGGGGGAGUUUCAAAGCAACCGUGGAAUAUGAUCCCUAUUUCUUGAUCUCGGUCAAGAAAGGUUACGAGAUGGAUGUUGAAGAAUGGUGUCGCCGGUCCUUUGAGGGCAUGAUCAAGAAAUUCAAGCGACUCGAAAAGGAGGAUCUUAACCUCCCAAAUCACCUUCUCGGCUACCGAAAGACCUACAUCAAGCUCAGCUUCGCCAACGUGAGCAAUCUUUUAGAGGUUAGGAGAACUCUUCUUCCUCUUGCAGAGAAGAACAAAAAAAUGAGAGUGCGAUGGACGCAUAUUGCGACUGCUGGUAUCGAUCUUUUUGACGACGAAUUAAUUAAUGAGCAACGACCUAAUGGCAACCUACAAGCGAGUGAUUUUAUUGUUGAUAUCCGAGAAUAUGACGUACCAUACCAUGUUCGAGUCUGCAUUGACAAAGACAUUCGAAUUGGAAAAUGGUAUGAGGUGCAGGCAGAUCAUGGGACGAUUACGCUGAAAUGCUUGGAAGAUCGGCUUCAGCGUGCCGAUCCUGUCGUUCUUGCUUUCGAUAUUGAAUGUACAAAACUACCGCUGAAAUUCCCCGACGCUACAAUCGAUCAGAUCAUGAUGAUUUCGUACAUGAUUGAUGGGCAAGGUUUCCUCAUUACCAACAGAGAGAUUGUGUCUGAGGACAUCCACGACUUCGAGUACACACCCAAACCAGAGUACAACGGACCUUUUAUCAUCUUCAAUGAACCUAACGAAAGGAAACUUCUUGAACGAUUUUUCGAGCAUGUCAAAAUUGCCAAGCCUACUGUUAUUGCGACAUACAACGGUGACUUCUUCGAUUGGCCGUUCGUGGAGACAAGAGCCAGUAUUCUGGGACUUGAUAUGUACAUGGAGAUCGGAUUCCGAAAAAACAGCGAAGAUAUCUACCAAGCUGACAACUGUGUGCACAUGGAUUGUUUCGCCUGGGUCAACCGUGACAGUUAUCUUCCCCAAGGAAGUCGUGGUUUAAAAGCCGUGACUGUAGCAAAACUUGGUUACGAUCCAGACGAGCUUGAUCCCGAACUCAUGACACCGUAUGCGAGUGAAAGACCACAGACCUUAGCGGAAUACUCGGUUUCCGAUGCCGUUGCAACCUAUUAUCUGUACAUGAAAUAUGUCCACCCUUUCAUCUUCUCACUCUGCACGAUCAUUCCUCUCAACGCCGACGAAACACUGCGAAAGGGAACUGGAACUCUGUGUGAGAUGCUUCUCAUGGUCCAAGCAUACCAGCAUGAGAUCGUUUUGCCCAACAAACACAAGAAUCCGACAGAAGCUUUCUAUGAAGGUCAUCUUCUUGAGUCAGAGACUUACGUUGGUGGCCACGUCGAAAGUAUUGAAGCUGGUGUGUUCCGAAGUGAUAUUCCUACCCAUUUCACCGUUGAUCCUACUGCAAUUGACGAGCUUCUCAAAGAUCUCGAUCACGCCCUUAAAUUCAGUAUCGAGGUUGAAGAAAAGAAGUCCAUGGACGAUGUUGUGAAUUAUGAUGAGGUCAGGGCACAAAUUGUGGAGCGCUUGCUCGAUCUCAAGAACAAUCCAACACGGAAUGAGGUGCCUUUCAUUUACCAUUUGGAUGUCGCUUCCAUGUAUCCCAACAUCAUGAUCACCAACCGAUUGCAACCAGAUUCGUUGAUUGAUGAAUCGAACUGCGCUGCUUGCGAUUUCAACCGACCCGGAAAAACUUGUGAUCGACGUAUGCCUUGGGCAUGGCGAGGCGAAUUCUUGCCUGCCAAGCGUGAUGAAUAUAACAUGAUCCGACGUGCCACGGCAAAUGAGCGUUUCCCAGGCCGGUACCCAAAUUCUCCAAUGAGAUCAUUUGGCGAAUUGAGCAUUGAAGAGCAAGCUACUUUGGUCAAAAAGCGACUGCAGGAUUACAGCAAAAAGAUCUACCACAAAAUUCACGACAGCAAGACGAUGGAGCGAGAAGCCAUCAUUUGCCAACGAGAAAAUCCUUUCUAUGUCGAUACUGUCCGAGAUUUCCGUGACCGACGAUAUGACUUUAAGGGCAAGCAAAAAGGUUGGAAGAACAAGGCGGAUAGUUUGCAGUCGGCAGGCGCUUCAGCAGGUGAGAUCGAAGAGGCGAAGAAGAUGAUCAUUCUGUAUGAUUCUCUUCAGCUUGCACACAAGGUCAUUCUCAACAGUUUCUACGGCUAUGUGAUGCGAAAGGGCUCUCGGUGGUAUUCCAUGGAAAUGGCUGGCGUCACUUGUUUGACAGGUGCCCACAUUAUUCAGAUGGCGAGAGAGCUAGUCGAACGCAUCGGUCGUCCCCUGGAGCUGGAUACCGAUGGUAUUUGGUGCAUGCUUCCCGGAGGAUUCCCCGAUAACUUUUCCUUCACACUGAAGAACGGAAAGAAAUUGGGCAUCUCCUAUCCAUGUGUUAUGCUGAAUCACCUCGUUCAUGCGAGGUACACCAACCAUCAGUACCAGGCGCUUGUCGAUCCAAAAACCUUCAAGUACGAGACUCACAGUGAAAAUUCUAUCUUCUUCGAAGUUGAUGGACCUUACCGGGCAAUGAUUUUACCAACUUCAAAGGAGGAAGACAAGAACUUGAAGAAAAGAUACGCAGUCUUCAAUCACGAUGGCUCCUUGGCUGAACUCAAGGGAUUCGAGGUCAAGCGAAGAGGCGAGCUGAAAUUGAUCAAGAUCUUCCAAACGCAGCUCUUCAAAUUCUUCCUAGAGGGCUCUAAUCUUGCUGAAACCUACGCAGCCGUGGCCCGAGUUGCGGACCGCUGGUUGGACGUUCUGUAUGAACACGGAACGACAUUGGCAGAUGAAGAGUUGAUUGAUCUGAUUUCGGAGAAUCGAAGCAUGUCCAAAACUCUGGAAGAAUACGGUUCUCAAAAGUCCACAUCCAUCACGACGGCAAAACGUCUGGCAGAGUUCUUGGGAGAGCAGAUGGUUAAAGACAAAGGCCUCAACUGCAAAUACAUUAUCUCAUCACGCCCACGCAACACACCUGUCACCGAAAGGGCAAUUCCCGUUGCUAUCUUUUCCGCUGAAGAGAGCAUUAAGAGAUUCUUCUUGCGCAAAUGGCUCAAGGAAGAUCCUGGUGACAUGGACCCCCGAACUGUGAUCGACUGGGACUAUUACCUCGAGCGUUUGGGAUCUGUGAUCCAAAAGUUGAUUACUAUUCCAGCUGCACUUCAAAAGCUGCCAAAUCCAGUCCCGCGGGUUGCUCACCCAGAUUGGUUGCAACGUCGGAUCAGAACGAAGGAAGACAAAUUCAAGCAAAAGAAGAUGACUGAUCUAUUCACCAAAUCAGAGAAGACACCCCUUUCGUCGACAAAUGCCAACAUCCUGGAUCAUCGGGUUCAACAUGCUGGCGAUAUGGACGAAGCCAUCUCCACCCAAAAGACCAAGGGUUCCAAGAGGAAACACCCAGAGAAUGUCCCAAAGACGGCCCUCGAUCCUUAUGCUAGCCUUCCAGCAGUUAUGCCAUCAAUGUCGGAAAACUAUGAAGGAUUCCUGAAGUACCAGAAGCAAAAAUGGAAGAUCCAGAAGCAAGCACGGGUCCGUCGCCGUCAGUUAUUCGGCGAACGAACCAACGUUGCCACUGACUCCUUGAGUAACUUCUUCCGGAAUCAAGCUCAAAUGCUGUACAUUAGCACAUGGCAGGUGCUGCAACUUUGCGAGACGGGCGUUCCGGGAGUUGUGCGAGCUUUCGUCCUGAUCGACCAAAAGAUCCAUGCCCUCAGCAUCAGAGUUCCGCGACAAUUCUUCUUGAACUUGAAGCAGGAUUCCUUGCCAGACAUUGAGGUAGACGAAUGUGAGGUUGAGAAGGUCAAUCACACUCUGCCCAAUGGCCAUCCCUCCGUCCACCUGUUCAAGGUGUCUUUGUCGGAAGAGAAAUACCUCGAAGAGGCUGACAAGAUGGAAAUCCUCUUCCAGCACCCUAGCAUUGAGGGUGUUUACGAGGGCAACAUUCCCCUGAGUACCCGAGCAUUGCUUAAGCUAGGAAGUCAUUGUACUUUCGAUGAAACACAACGUGGUGUCCUAGGUGAUGGAUUGGACAAGGGCUUCGACCUUUCGACCUUACUUCACACAUCUUCUGAACAGCCAUAUCUGAUGGACUCGUCAUUAGUGUACCAUUAUCUGUAUCAUAUUGUCUCUGGGGAUAGACAGGUAUUCGCAAUAUUCUCCACAUCCAAGAAUGAGGCGCACAUUAUCGUUCUCAACCGCACAAGGGACGUCCAGGGUCUCCCGAACGUCGACAAAAUCUACACCGAGCUUCUCACGCGGAAGAUGCAAGCUGCAUCUGGCGAUGAAUCGCAGCACGCGUUUGAUUACCAGGACAAAAUCCAUUUCAAGAUCACCCAGGUGAUGACGCGAAGGAAGGCCCACCUUGAAGUUGGUGAUUUGGUCAGAAAGCUUCGAAAUGAUGAGAGCCGGCCUGCCGUCCUUGUCAUUCAAUCCCAGCAAAAGGACCGUUUGUGUCAUGACAUUCCAAUUUUGAAAGAAUAUCCAGUGCUGUCCGUCAAGCCCGAAGCAUCAGACAUAGAACUUCCCCCACUGGGCUGGCAGGCGUUUGUCGCAAGACGUCUAGUCACGCGCUAUCUCUACUUGUCCUCUUGGAUACAGCAUUUGACCUUGCUCGCUCGGUACGGUGAUGUUCCGCUUUGCAAUCUGGAAAACGAAGAUCCUCGAUACCUCAUCGAUAUCUCGUACGCCAGACGACUUCAACAGAACAAUGUUGUGCUUUGGUGGUCACAAGGGCCGCGUCCCGAUCAUGCAGGCUAUGAAAGGGAUGAUAUUCUUGGUGCAUUGGACAAGGUCAACAUGCCAUCUGUCAACGUGCCAGGUGCCUAUUCGACAGUUUGCAUUGAACUUGAAGUUCGCAAUCUGUCCAUUAACACAAUCCUGACAUCUUCUAUCAUCAGUGAGAUGGAGGGCAGUGAUACGCUGCUAGCAUCUGGGGAUGGUGAAGACACAGGUGUUUUCUAUUCAGAGAAGGCAUUUGCCUCUGCCGGCGUUGUCGUUCUCCGAGAAAUGGUCAAACACUGGUGGACUGAGGCCUGCGCAGGUAACAGCAUGGCUGAUAUCAUGGUCCAGCAUUUGAUCCGAUGGGUGGAAAGCCCUGUGUCUCGUCUUUAUGAUCGAUCUCUGCACAACUACGUGCGAUUGCUGUCACGCAAGUCAUUCCAAAGAUUGAUGGCAGAGUUCAGACGUGUUGGCUCGCAUGUCAUCUUUGCCAGCUCUACACGCCUGCUUCUCCAAACGACCAAGACCGAGGUUGGCAACGCCUACGCCUACAGCCAGUACGUUCUCAAGUCAAUCCGCGCCAACCCUUCGUUCCAUUUCAUCGAUCUAGAGAUCAAAGAGUACUGGGACUACCUCGUGUGGUAUGACGAAUAUAACUAUGGAGGCAAGGGCUGCCGAGAGGUCACCGAGGCGGACGAGCAGAAUCUUGAAACAGCGAUGCACUGGCAGCUCAGUCGGUUCCUACCAAUGCCCAUGCAAACUAUCUUCCAUGAUUGGAUUGUCGAGUACAUCGAGCUGAUGCAUGGCUUGAAGCGACCGCAACUCGAAGAUGGGGGCCUAUCUUCAACGCCUCGGCCGACACAGAUCCCCAUUGGGCGGACCAACGAAGCAGACGAUGAUGAGGUCACUGCUAUUCUUGCAGAUCGAUUCUCGAAGCCAUUGAAGAAGCAAAUCUCCCAUCUGAUCCGCAGACAGCGUGAUGAAAUGCUUCAUCCCGAGCUUGCAUCUGACUAUGCUUUCCCCGUGUUGCCAGGAGUCCUCGUCAAUGCCAAUGACAAACGCAAUCCAUCUUUAGAGUUGACAAAAUUGCUUAUGCAAAUUCUCAGUUUGUCCAAGACAACGACCUUGGAAUCGCGGUUGCUGCGACGCGAGCUCCUUGCCCUGUUCGAGGUCCGAGAGUUCAGCAAGGAGGGCCGAUUCGAGAAUCCCAGUGCCAGCUUGAAGCUCCCCGAAAUGUCUUGCAACUCCUGCUGUCUCAUUCGAGACCUCGAUCUUUGUCGCGACGAAGAUGUGCUGCCCGAUAGCAAUUCAGAUGCCACCGGCUCUACCCAGCCAUGGCGUUGCCCAUUCUGUCACGCAGAAUAUGACCGACUGGCCACAGAAGAAUUCCUCAUUGGUCAAGUCCAUGGCUUUGUUGUUGAAUGGCAGACACAAGACAUCAAAUGCUCCAAGUGUGGCGGCCUGAAGAUCAGCGACUUCAUGGAGCACUGUUCUUGCAGUGGUACCUGGGCAGCGACCGUCGAUCGAAAGGAGAUCGAGAAGAAACUCCGAGUGUUGGAGAGUGUGGCCAAAUUCCACAAGCUGCAACUGUUGGAGAGCAUUGUUGAAGAGGUGCUUGAGCGUUUUUGA
Penicillium paradoxum is the source of this 6645-nucleotide messenger RNA. RefSeq names its product DNA polymerase epsilon catalytic subunit POL2. The coding region runs from base 1 to 6645 and encodes 2214 amino acids. The record is from RefSeq and is a predicted model, not a curated record. Gene Ontology annotation, biological process: DNA replication; base-excision repair, gap-filling; nucleotide-excision repair, DNA gap filling. Lineage: Eukaryota; Fungi; Ascomycota; Eurotiomycetes; Eurotiales; Aspergillaceae. The transcript has 3 exons. Gene Ontology annotation, molecular function: zinc ion binding; nucleotide binding; DNA-directed DNA polymerase activity. Gene Ontology annotation, cellular component: epsilon DNA polymerase complex; nucleus.